Hippopotamus amphibius kiboko is the source of this 338-nucleotide messenger RNA. RefSeq names its product 40S ribosomal protein S27. Gene Ontology annotation, biological process: translation; ribosomal small subunit assembly. The transcript has a single exon. The coding region runs from base 29 to 283 and encodes 84 amino acids. NCBI's taxonomy places the organism in Eukaryota, Metazoa, Chordata, Mammalia, Artiodactyla, Hippopotamidae. Gene Ontology annotation, molecular function: structural constituent of ribosome; RNA binding. The record is from RefSeq and is a predicted model, not a curated record. Gene Ontology annotation, cellular component: cytosolic small ribosomal subunit; ribosome.
CCGACGGUGACGACCUCCCCACGAGAACAUGCCUCUCGCAAAGGAUCUCCUUCAUCCCUCUCCAGAAGAGGAGAAGAGGAAACACAAGAAGAAGCGCCUGGUGCAGAGCCCCAAUUCCUAUUUCAUGGAUGUCAAAUGCCCAGGAUGCUAUAAAAUCACCACCGUCUUUAGCCAUGCACAAACAGUAGUUUUGUGUGUUGGUUGCUCUACUGUCCUCUGCCAGCCUACAGGAGGAAAAGCAAGGCUUACAGAAGGAUGCUCCUUCAGGCGGAAGCAGCACUAAAAGCCCCUGGAAUCAAGAUGAAUGGGAAACCAUCCCAAUAAACACAUUUUGGAUA